This is a messenger RNA of Penicillium diatomitis, 444 nucleotides long. Its product is annotated as putative ubiquitin conjugating enzyme (UbcD). Gene Ontology annotation, cellular component: nucleus. The transcript is spliced from 5 exons. Gene Ontology annotation, biological process: ubiquitin-dependent protein catabolic process; protein polyubiquitination. NCBI's taxonomy places the organism in Eukaryota, Fungi, Ascomycota, Eurotiomycetes, Eurotiales, Aspergillaceae. The coding region runs from base 1 to 444 and encodes 147 amino acids. Gene Ontology annotation, molecular function: ubiquitin conjugating enzyme activity. The record is from RefSeq and is a predicted model, not a curated record.
AUGGCUCUCAAGCGCAUUAACAAGGAACUCACUGAUCUCGGCCGGGAUCCCCCGUCCUCCUGCUCUGCCGGACCUGUUGGAGAUGAUUUGUUCCACUGGCAAGCGACCAUUAUGGGCCCUACUGACUCGCCCUACUCUGGUGGUGUCUUCUUCCUCACUAUUCACUUCCCCACCGAUUACCCCUUCAAGCCUCCUAAGGUCAACUUCACGACCCGCAUCUACCAUCCCAAUAUCAACUCCAACGGCAGCAUCUGUCUCGACAUCUUGAGGGACCAAUGGAGCCCCGCUCUCACAAUCUCCAAGGUUCUACUGUCGAUUUGCUCUAUGCUCACAGACCCCAACCCCGAUGACCCGCUGGUGCCCGAGAUCGCGCAUGUCUACAAGACAGACCGUCCACGAUAUGAGGCAACGGCUCGUGAGUGGACUCGCAAGUACGCUAUCUGA